GGUCCUUCUACACUCUUCUUGGGCUUCCUCCGCCGCAGUCAUAUAUAGACUUGCGGCUGAAGGAAGCUGGCGUGGAGAGACUACCCCUAGAAUACAGCAAGCAUUUGCGGUGUUGAUCCGUUGCACCGCAUUAUUAUUCGAGCUGAAGCUGCAGUAGCUUGCUGCACUCCUAUGAGGUGCGACGAAGAUGUGCAAGAGGUGCAAGAGGUGCAAGUUUUCUCCCAGACGUUUGGACGCAGUAAUCACCAGCGUUGGCCAAUGGCGAAAGGUGAACAUACGCCUUCAAUGACACUAUCACAGAUUUCGAGCACUAAGGAUAGCGUUUGGAUCACAUUCAAGUACCUACAACAAGCUGGUAACGGCCUUCGUCGCCCUCGGAUCGCUGACCUACGGCUACUGCACUUCGGUCAUCAGCAGUACUAUCGGGCAACCAGGCUGGUAUCAGUACUUCGAUCUAACGCAGCAAGGCCAGCCGGGCUACGCUGGACGAACUACAGCUACGAUCGCGACCGCCAAUGGAGUCUUCAGUGCAGGCGGUGCCUUUCAGCCAUGAUUGCAAGCUAUGCUGGUACUACGAACAAGGUCGGCAACGGGUUCGGGAUCUUCUUCAUGUUUCUAUACCUGGCCUUCCAAGGCACAGGCUGCGACACCACCAUGUACCUUUGGGUCUCCGAGAUCUUUCCGACAGAGAUCAGGUCGAUCGGUAUUGGUUUUAGCCUCUUCGGUCAAUUCGCUUCGACGAUUGUCCUCCUGCAGACCGCGCCGAUUGGCUAAGUCGGCUGGAAAUAUUUCUUAGUUGUCAUAUGCUGGUGCAUCGUCUUCAUUCCAGUUGUCUACCUCUACUUUCCGGAAACAGCCAGGUUGACAUUAGAAGAGAUCAAUCAAAAGUUUGGCGAUGAUGUUGCGGUGCAUCUUACUGAUGCUACAGCCGCACAACGACGUGCACUGGAUCAUGCCUUGGACUAUGAUGCACAUCUGACCACCUACUCUAUGGUCGGCUCUGGGGACAAAUCCGCCAGAUCUGCCUAAAUGCGUUUCGUUGUCCAGAGAUUCACUGGCACGAGAGAUUGACAUGCGUGAAAGCAUAGACGAGUACGAAUCUUUGCGAGAGUAUAGGUCUAGGUAGUUGAAGUUGCCAUGUGGUCUGUAAGACUUUGAGCAGCUAAGUCUGCGAACUACACAUCGUCUUC
This is a messenger RNA of Pseudocercospora fijiensis CIRAD86, 1190 nucleotides long. RefSeq lists its product as uncharacterized. The record is from RefSeq and is a predicted model, not a curated record. Gene Ontology annotation, molecular function: transmembrane transporter activity. The coding region runs from base 172 to 774 and encodes 200 amino acids. Gene Ontology annotation, biological process: transmembrane transport. Gene Ontology annotation, cellular component: membrane. Lineage: Eukaryota; Fungi; Ascomycota; Dothideomycetes; Mycosphaerellales; Mycosphaerellaceae. The transcript has 2 exons.